Penicillium psychrosexuale is the source of this 516-nucleotide messenger RNA. Its product is annotated as 40S ribosomal protein eS10. The coding region runs from base 1 to 516 and encodes 171 amino acids. The transcript has 5 exons. NCBI's taxonomy places the organism in Eukaryota, Fungi, Ascomycota, Eurotiomycetes, Eurotiales, Aspergillaceae. The record is from RefSeq and is a predicted model, not a curated record. Gene Ontology annotation, cellular component: cytosolic small ribosomal subunit. Gene Ontology annotation, molecular function: RNA binding; structural constituent of ribosome.
AUGCGAUUCCCCGACUUGCAACAGGAACUCGCGACAAUGCUUAUCCCCAAGGACGACCGCAAGAAGAUCCACGAGUACCUCUUCCGUGAGGGAGUGCUCGUGGCCAAGAAGGACUUCAACCUUCCCAAGCACGGUGACAUUGACACCAAGAACCUCUAUGUCAUCAAGGCCCUCCAGUCCCUGGACUCCCGCGGCUUUGUGAAGACCCAGUUCUCGUGGCAGUACUACUACUACACCCUCACCCCCGAGGGUCUGGACUACCUCCGUGAGUGGCUCCACCUCCCCGCCGAGGUUGUCCCCGCCACCCACAUCAAGCAGCAGCGUUCCCACGCUCCCCCCCGCGGCAUGAUGGGCGGUGAGGAGCAGCGCGGUGAGCGUCGUGGUCCCCGUGCUCCCCGUGAGGGCGGUUACCGCCGUCGCGAGGAGGGUGGAAAGGAGGGCGGUGCCCCCGGCGAGUUCGCUCCCUCUUUCCGCGGUGGCUUCGGCCGUGGCCGUGGUGCUGCUCCCCAGGAGUAA